AUGGCUUCCUCUCCAGAAAAGCAAGAAGGGCCACUAGACUGGGCCGUCGAUCCAGCUAAUGCCCAAAAUUGGAGUUUGGCUAAGAAGUUAUACAACACAUCCGUUCCGUCCCUCCUUUGUCUGCUUAUAUCCUUUGGCUUGGCCAUCUAUUCGCCGUCCCACGCUCACGUCCAGGAGGACUUUCACAUCAGCAACACCCUGUCGCUCCUCCCAUUCACCUUAUAUGUGUAUGGCCUAGCUUUUGGCCCUAUGAUCGCUGCACCUUUGAGUGAGACCUUUGGGCGCCGCUUCGUCUACAUCAUCAUGACUCCACUAGCCUUGUUAUUCAUCCUCGGUGCUGGCUUUGCUCACAACUUCGCUACCCUUGCCAUAUGCCGUUUGUUGGGUGGCAUUCUGUGCUCUGCACCUCUCGCCGUGGGUGCUGGGACCAUCAUGGAUACCUGGACAGGCCAAAACACCAACCGCGGAGUAGUUGUGCUGAUGGGGAUUGCUUUUCUGGGCCCCGCUCUGGGAUCCCUGGUAGGUGGUUGGAUCGCCGAGUACAAGGAUUUCAGGUGGUCUCAAUGGACAACUUUGUUCCUUGGAGCGGCCCUAUGGGUCUAUUCGAUGGGUGCACAGGAAACAUACGCGAUCCCUAUCCGCCGCCGCCUAGCCAAGAAGAUGGGCCUGCCUGCUCCUCCAAAGCCGAUCCCCGAUGGCCUCGCAGGAGUCAAAAUGCUCAUGACAGUCACUCUGGCACGACCUCUCUACAUGCUAAUCACCGAGCCGAUCGUCACCCUCUGCUCCCUCUACUCCUCCCUGAACUUCUCCGUGCUCUUUUGCUUCCUGGCUUCCGUGCCGCUGAUAUACAGCACUAAUUAUGGCUUCUCACCUGGACAGUCAGGACUGGCCUUCAUUGGAAUCGCUGUGGGUUGCAUCGUCGGUGCUGCGGCGUUGAUGAUCCUCGACGGAUACACGUUGUCCAAGCAUCGCGCGCGUCAGCCAGGCGAGCCAGCACCCCCAGAACGAAUGCUGGUGGCCGCGAUGGUGGGGAGUCCUCUGAUGCCCACGGCAUUAUUCUGGUUUGCCUGGACCUCGCAGCCGGGAGUUCAUUGGAUGAGCAGUAUCAUCGCCAUGGCGCUCUUUGGUUGCUCGAACAUUAUGAUUUUUGUCUCCACGAUGUUAUAUCUUACCAAUGUGUAUGGAGCCAAGUCUGGGGCCUCAGCUCUGGCCGCGAACGGCUUGUUGCGAUACAGUGUGGGCGGCUCAUUCCCCUUGUUUACUAUUCCAAUGUACAACAAUCUUGGGUUCACGUGGGCAUCCAGCCUACUCGGCUUCCUCGCUAUCGCCUUUGCUCCUCUGCCUUGGAUCUUCUAUCGCUUCGGAAAAAGGAUCCGUCAAUCGAGCGCCUAUACAGCGUGA
Aspergillus bombycis is the source of this 1401-nucleotide messenger RNA. Its product is annotated as MFS transporter. The transcript has 4 exons. The record is from RefSeq and is a predicted model, not a curated record. The coding region runs from base 1 to 1401 and encodes 466 amino acids. Gene Ontology annotation, biological process: spermidine transport; transmembrane transport; spermine transport. Gene Ontology annotation, molecular function: spermine transmembrane transporter activity; spermidine transmembrane transporter activity. NCBI's taxonomy places the organism in Eukaryota, Fungi, Ascomycota, Eurotiomycetes, Eurotiales, Aspergillaceae.